Messenger RNA from Lucilia sericata (common green bottle fly), 2448 nucleotides. It is a transcript of the gene Hph, whose product is annotated as rho GTPase-activating protein gacZ. Lineage: Eukaryota; Metazoa; Arthropoda; Insecta; Diptera; Calliphoridae. The transcript has 2 exons. The record is from RefSeq and is a predicted model, not a curated record. Bases 1225 to 2205 code for a protein of 326 amino acids.
GUCAGUUUGACAAUUAUGACGUUUAAACUGACAACUUUUACUUGAAAAUAAAAAAGUACGUGAAAGUUUUUUAACAAUUCAAUUUUUUACAAAAUACAUUUGCAAAUAAUGUGCAAAAUUUAUAGCUAAAUUUAAAAAUUCUUAGAAAAAUCGAUUGCCAUUACAAUAACAACUGCAUAAUUAACAAGAGCAACAACAAACGUGAUUAAAUGUGUGUUCAAGUUUUAAGUUAAAAGUUAAGUUAAAAAUUCUAGUGGUUUCCAAUGAAGAACGAUUGCAAAAGGAGAAAUAAAAUAAAUAAUUAAUAAAAACAAAUAUAAAUAGAAUAAUAAACAAAUACAAUAACAACAAAAGUCUACAGCAAGAAUAAAUUUAUAAAAGAUAAUAAAUACAACAAAAGAGCAGAAAGUACUUGUACUUUGUAAAUUUGCAAGAAUGAAAUCAAAAGUUUUGUGCUUAAUCAUUUAAAAUUGCAAUAAAUCAAAUUGUUAGUGUAUUUUCAAGUAAAUAACAAAAUAAAUAAAAAUCAAUUAAGAAAAGUUGUUUUCUAAAAACGCCCUAUAGAUUAUUUUUGGAAAAAACAAGUUUCCAUUACAAAUUUAAACUUGACAAAGCAGCUGCAUAAAUAUUUGUUUAUUUUCGCAAAAGAGUCUUACAAAAAACAGUCAAUCUUUAGAACAGUAGUAAUAAUUAUUUAAUUACAACUAUAAUAAAACUACAAUAACAAUAAAAUCCACAACUAGUACAUAUUGUAUUCCCUAAUUGACCGCCAGUCCCCUGUCAAGGUUAAUCUGACAAACAGAUAAGAAAAGAACAACGGCAACAACAACAAACUACAAAAAAUAUUCAUACGUAUCAAAACUAAACCAGAGCGGGUGGAGGAACUUGACGCCACCACACACACACCACAUACACUCGGUGUAUUUAUUUUUUUUUUUUCUUGAACAAAUGUCAGUCAGCAUUAUUUUUCUCAUUCUAUCAUCUUUUUCUUUUUGUUGAAAAUUGUAAAUAGUGUGAACACCACCGAGUCAACUACAACAACAAACUAACCUAAUUAUGAGAAAGGGCAAUACAAGGACAUUUCAUGGUAAAUUGUAACCAGUGUCUUAAGAAGGAAAUCAACUAGCAAACGAAACAUUUACUGCUCAAAAAUCUAGACAAGUGACUCAUUUAUAGAGUAGACAUAAAUAGCUAAAAAUAGCAGAAACGAAAAGAGACUAGCAUAUGGAUUCUCAACAAGUGUUUUUGGUGCCGCAAGUACCGCCACUACCCCCCGCCUCUAGUAAAGUCCACCAGCAACAGCAGACAACUACACAAAUGUUGCAGCAACAACAGCCACAACCGCCACAGUGUAGUAUUUGUGGUACAACACAAAAACUUUUACGUUGUGCCAAAUGCAAAGCCAUCUACUAUUGCUCCACAGAUCAUCAACAUCUAGACUGGCCCACACAUAAGCAGGAAUGUCGUGCGUUGGCUAAACAAAGGCAAAUAAACAAUCGCCUGCAGCAGCUAACCAAUGGCUGUGGUGCCAUUAACAUCAAUGCCCACUCUAAUUCCUGCAACAGCACAACCUCAAGUUGGUCUUCAAACUACCCUAGCACACCUGCCAAUGACAAUUUGCAUCAACAGCAACAAAAUUUUAAAUCCAAACAACUUGACGGCUCCUUUGUGCUUGGCACUCAUGAAAAUGAAAUUCUUAAUAGUAAAGCCGAAUCAGUAACACAGAAUUCAAAUAGUUCCGAGUAUAUGGGUAAUAUUGAUGCCAAUUCCACCACUACCGAUCAAAUGCAUAAUAUUAUGGCACCAAAUCCUUUAGAUCCUUCUUAUGGACUCGGCAGUCAAUCAUACAAUGACAAUAACUACUAUUAUCAAACUAUGCCUACCCAAUUAGACAAGGGACAAUUAGAUCAAAAGUUACUAAGUCAAUUAGAGCAAAGUCAAUAUAAUCAAAGUGACACUUUAGUGGGAACUACUUAUGCUCCACCUCCCCCUAUACUGGAUCAACAGCAGCCUUAUAAUAAUCUUCAGCAAAUGCCUGCUCAUCAACAGUCACAGCAAACAGUUUAUAUGCCUCAGCCCCAAACUGCGCAACAAUAUCCUGUUCCCCAACUUAGCAACUAUUUAAUUAAUCAACAUGAGAAAAGUUCCAGCUAUCAAAUUGGUGCUGCUGUUGUCGAUGAGAAUCUCUUCGAAAAUGCCAAUUAAUGUGUGGCGUUUACGUUGAUGGAAUAGCUAUUGGACCCUGCAUAGAAAUUAUCAUAUGUAUUAUAAAUGGAACAUAAAACACAUUAAUAAAGAUUUAUGAUCUUGAAAAUUAUGUUAAAAAAGACCAAUGUGGACAGUUUAGAAAAAUUAAAUAAAAUGUGCUAAUGCUGUAGACAUCUCAUGUUAAAAACGCUAAUUAGAGUUCUGUCGCGAUAGCAAAUGUUGGCUGGGUACAUGUUUGAA